AUGAAGGAAGAUUCACACUGUUUCGAAGCAAUGAUGGAAACCUCAUGAUAUUCAUCAGAGAACUAAACCAACAGGAUGCUGGAAGAUACAGAAUCAGGGUUCUUGAUAAAUGGUAUAUAGAUAUGACUUUGAAUGUGAAUAAAGAUUUGUGUUGUAAAGUGUCAAAGAAAGUGAUGGUAAAUAGUGGACAAACUGCCACAUUCAGCUGUGAAUAUUCACAAAAUCAUAUUAAUGAUGCAAAAGUCAUAUUCAAAGAACGACAAAACUGCAUUGAAGAGUUGAUACACGCCACUGGCACACUGAAUGAGGAAGGAAGAUUCAGUAUUUCUGAUGACAGACAUAAAAACCUCUUCAGUGUGAGAAUUUCUGCUGUGACACCAGAUGAUGGAGGAGUUUAUUUAUGUGGAGUUUGGAUCAACAGACUCUUUUACUCCAUUAGUGAUAAAGUUCAUCUGCACAUUAUGGCUAAAGUGGGCGUGUCUAGAAUGACCGGAUACUCAGGAGGUCGUAUGAUGAUCAAGUGUGAACAUCCUCAAUACAAAACCAAGCUAAAAUACAUCUGUAAAGAAUCAGAUGGAUGUUCAGAGAGGAAGAAUCCAGGAGUUCAGGAUAAAUGGAUGGAGAAUGGAGAUGUUUCUUUAUAUGACGAUACCAGAGCAGGAGUCUUGAUGGUGUUUUUUAGAGAGCUGAAAGCUGCAGAUGCAGGAACAUACAGGUGUGGAGUGAAUGUGUCUCACUAUACUGAGAGCUUCACUGAACUUCAGCUGAACAUCACAGAUGAUGUAACAUUUGUGACUGAAUCUGCUCAUCUUGGUGGAGAAGUCAACAUCACCUGUCAGAUCCCAGAAGAACAUAAAGUUCAUUACUGCAAAGAGGAUGAUAAUCACAUCUGCCAAAACAUCAGCACAUCUACAGUGACAGAAAUGAAUGGUUCAUCUGAGAGAAAUGAAGAGAGAGUUUUUACAGUGAGCAUCAGUAAUGUGAGCGUGAGAGAUGCUGGAGUUUACUGGUGUGGAGCAGAAACCAGAGACACACAUUUGACCUUCAUCUCCCUGACCACCAAAAUUCAGCUCAACCUCAUCAUGGCUCCAGUAGUGAGACGUGAAGGAGAAUCUGCUGAGAUCAUCUGCCCUUAUGAUUCAAUCUAUAAAUCAAAGUCAAAGUCUCUCUGUAAGGGGAAGUGCUCCACUAGAGAUAGAAAUACUCUCAAUGAAGAGAAAGAGACCAAGACUGACAGAUUGACUCUGAAUGAUGACGCCACUGCAAGUGUCUUCACUGGGACCAUCACUGGACUGACAGCAGAGGAUGCUGGGAAAUACUGGUGUGCAUUAGAGAGAGACGUGAAUUAUCUUUACACUCAUCUGAUCGUCAUCAUGAACGAGGGUGAGGAAGGUUUAUCAUCUGAAUAUGUGAAACUAUGGCUGUGAAUUGAUGUUCUUAUAUUUCUAAUCAUUUCCAGAGCUGAACUUGACUAAGUAUGAAGGAGACGACAUGUCAAUCCAGUGCAAACAUCAUGAUGAACAUCAGAAACUCUUCUGCAAAGCACAUGAACCCUCCAUGUGUGUGAAGGAUGGAGUUUCAUUGGAGACGAUCAGAGAUGAUCGAGUCUCUUUCAGUGAUGAAGCUUCUACUGGAGUCUUUACUGUAAACAUCACUGAUCUGAGAGAAGAGGAUUCUGGGAUAUACUGGUGUGGAGCUCAAAUCACCACUAAAGUCAACCUCAUUGUCAAAAUUGAUUUCUCUUUGUUCAACAUUAUUUCUUUGUGUUCGACUCUGCUGCUGAUUGGAGGAUUCACUGUGACUGAGUGUUUAUUAAGAUGAGGUGAUGCUGUCCUUCGAAAACACACACACACACACACACACACACACAUUUAUCUAUGAAGCAGAUUAUAACUAUUAAAGACUACCCCAAACCCUGAAAUAAAGGGAUGUUAAUUAAUAUUCUUUUUUACCAAAUGAGGACAUUUUAAAAUGUCUUCAAAUGGAUGUUUUGUCAGAUGCAUCUCACUGUUGUUCAUCGCUGAUGUUGUGUUGAGAUUUUAAGGAUGAUCACAUCAUCGGACGAGUCAGUGAGGUAGUGAGUCGGUAUCUUCACUGAAGUUCUUGUGUGUUUCAUAUGCAAGUUUCGUUCUGCACACCAUGUUUUUCUCUUGUUUAAUCUCAGAUCAUACAUUCUUGAGCAGAUUCAGGAGUAGAUCCACUUUAUUCCUCUAGUCACCUUCCCACAAUCCCCUCUGAUGGCUUCACAUUAGGGAUAGGCGAUAUCUAUUGGCGAUAAAUUCUCCCCACAAUAAGAAUUAGUCUUCCUACCAUGAUAACAAUAAAGCCUAGUUGAUGACGUAUUUCUGUUUGCGACCCAUUCACAGCAGAGCGAAAGUGCAGAGUGAAAACAACUAUAGCAGAAGGCAGAUGUGAAGUUGAGGAGGAGUUUAUCGCUAAAGCUACCUCUACAAUCUGGAACUGGCACAAACAGAUAUAAUUUCGCUCACUGAACACUCUGACUGAGCGCUUGAGAGUUUCGCUCUCCAAAAAGUGCACUUUUUCAGUUAAUCUCAAUGAAUGCACAGUGUAUUUGACGCACAGUAAACACUAGUGUGGGGCGCCUGACUCGCCGUCGCUUUGCUGAGAGCGCUCAGUGUUUCUCACACACUCAAAGAGAGAGCGAGAGAGUCUUGCAUACAACACAGAAUUGACGUGCUACAUGUAAACGGUAUUCUUUGUUAUAUUUUUGUGUUUUCCUUUGAGUUCAUUUAGAAUUAUUCAGCCUUUAAUGUGUCCCCAGAAUGUGUCUGUGAAGUUUCAGCUCAAAAAUACCCAUACCCAAAUACACAGAUCAUUUAUUAUAGCCCGUCCAAUUUGCCCCUAUUUGGGUGUGAGCAAAAACACACUGUUUUGUGUGUGUACCUUUAAAUGCAAAUGAGCUGUUGCUCCCUACUCCCUUUCCAGAAGAGGGCGGAGCUUUUACAGCUUGUGCUUCUACAACAGUGUUUCUCAACCACAUUCCUGGAGGCCCACCAACACUGCACAUUUUGCAUGUCUCCUUAAUUAAACACACCUGAUUAGGGUUAUCAGCUCAUUAGUAGUGACUCAAAGAUCUAAAAUGGGUGUGUCAGACAAAGGAGACAUGCAAAAUGUGCAGUGUUGGUGGGCCUCCAGGAAUGUGGUUGAGAACCACUGUUCUACAACAUAACUGGAAAAUCAUGUGCAGCCAAAAUAUCAGAAAUUGUCAGUAGCAGUGUUCAGCCUUAUAUGUUCAUCCGGAGUCAGACACUGAUAGAGACUCAGGGAAGACCAACAGGACGUUUCUGAAAGGUUAGUUGAUGAUUUAUGUAGUUGUUGUGGAGAUAACUUUAUUCAACUUAUCGAUUAGCAUGUUCCAUCAUGAUCAUCUAUAAGUUGUUGUACAGGUGCUCAUGUGGGAAUUGUAGUCGGAUGUCUACAGAGCCAGAGAAUAUGCCAUAUGGAGAUAGAACAGAUAUCGUUUUGUUUAAUUACAGUUAUAAUUUAUAUAAUCAUCUUUAGCCACAUUAGCCAUACAGCAUGCUAACAAGCACAUUCAGAAGCGCGAUUUGGAAACAUUCACAAAAUAUGAAGUGUGAUCCUUACUUUUUCUGGAUAUGAAGUUUGAGUAUCAAGUAUUUGUACUUGGUGUCUACCAUUAUCUUUCAUAAUCAACUUAUGUGCAAAUCCAGCGUUGAACAGACCCUUGUUUGCGAAGCAUAAAAUUAUAUUCACAAACAUACAAGACUUUACCUAAAUUCUUCUGCAGUUCAUCCACUGCGUCCUCAGAUGCCAAGAGUCUAUGGAGACUCUUAUGUUCAUUGGUACAUCCAAAAACAGAACAUUGUAAUGUUUAUCUGGCGCAGAUAUUAUAUCAAUAGGUGCUAUAGCGAGGAUAUAAACAUGGCGGACUGUGUGCAGCUCACUCGGGACGGGAUCUAUGAUGAUAGAGCAGAUUGUCACCAGUCAUGGGUAAGCCUUGUGGGAAUCUGGAACAGUGUAUUUUCAGACACUGCUUAUGAUUUAUGGGGAUUAUAAAAAAGGAGUGCGUGGAUUUUUACCAUUAUAGGCUGGUUGUUUACACACACUGUGGACACACAUCAGUGUUCACACACCAUGUAAAAGUAAAUUGUGCACAAUAGGUCUCCUUUGAGAACAAGGAGAAGCUACUGCCGGUUUUUCUGUGUGUGUGUGUGUGUGUGUGUGUGUGUGUGUUCAGUACUCACUGCUGUGUGUGUGUGUGUGUGUGUGUGUGUGUGUGUUCAGUACUCACUGCUGUGUGUGUGUGUACUUGGAUGGGUGAAAUGCAGAGCACAAUUUCGAGUAUGGGACAGAGACACCGUUCUUGGCUACACGUCACUUCACUUCAAAUAUGCAUUCAUGCGUUUUCAUUCAUACAUGGUUACCAAGUUUUAGUUCUAAUUACUUAAGUUUUAUCAUUAAUGCUUGAUUGUUUACACUUCAUUUUGUAACCUAUCUGAAGACAUGGUUCGGAUUGUUACUUUUCCUGUUUGCACUAUUUUUUGCCACUGUUUGCACCAUGAGAGUAUGAAUAAAUAGAGAAUCUGUG
Molecule: messenger RNA, 4570 nt
Organism: Ctenopharyngodon idella (grass carp)
Lineage: Eukaryota; Metazoa; Chordata; Actinopteri; Cypriniformes; Xenocyprididae
Product: polymeric immunoglobulin receptor-like
Exons: 6
Coding region: 45-1427 (460 amino acids)
Source: RefSeq, a predicted model, not a curated record